AUGACUGCUAAACCAUUGUUUAAUAUUAAUGAACCGGUAUUUGCCUUGCACCAAGGAAAAACAUACAAAGCUAAGGUUCUUGAAUCAAAAAUUGAUGAAGAAACAAACGAAUGGCAAUAUUUUAUUCACUAUGAUGGUUGGAACAAGAAGUGGGAUACAUGGGCUAAAACUGAUGUACUGCAAAAACGAACAGAGAAAACAGAAGAAUUAUUCAAUAAAAUGAAUGUUGCAGUAAAAAAGAAUGACUCAAAAAAGUCCGGUAUCAAUAAAACAGUUAGCAAACGUUCAACGAUAUCACAAUGUGAGACAAGCUCACAAGCACAAUUAAAUGUAGCUGAUGAUAGUCAAGAUUCAUCAUCAACAACAGCUACUUCAAAAGAGAAUAGUAAACGAGUAAGAAAACGACAACGUACAGAUUCAGUAGAAAAAUUGAAAACAUUUGAAAAUAAAGUUGUCAUUGAAAUAAAACUAUCUGAUGAAAUAAAAGCGUGUCUCUCGCGUGACUGGCAUCUAAUAAAUAAUGAACAUAAACUUUUGAUUCUUCCUUGUCAACCAACUGUGGAGGAAAUUGUCAAUCUCUAUCGUCAAUCAAAAUUAAAUAAACAAAAAUCAAUGGAAGCUGAGCAAACUCAUCAUUUUACUGAAAGUAUUGUAACUUAUUUUGACACGGCUUUAUCAACCAUGCUUUUAUAUGCUGUCGAACGGGCACAAUAUAAAGAGAUUCAAGAAAGUCAUGGUAUCGGUGAUAAAAUGCAGUCAUCGAAUGUUUAUGGUAUUCUACAUUUAUUGCGCUUAAUGAGCCAAUUAGGAUCAAUAUUAGCUUAUUCAUCAUUGGAACAAGCUGAAGUUGAUUUUUUACUUGUUCAUAUUGAUGAUUUUAAUCGAUUUUUGGAAAAAAAUAUAAAAACGUGGCUUAAUGAUGACCAUUAUCAAAAUGCCACUGAUGGCACCAACCCAAUAAUUCAAUGA
Messenger RNA from Rotaria socialis, 969 nucleotides. Lineage: Eukaryota; Metazoa; Rotifera; Eurotatoria; Philodinida; Philodinidae. The record is from the annotation of a GenBank genome assembly.